AUCCCAAAGUGAAGAUCAGAAGCAUUAUUCAUUUUGGAAAUAUUGCUGCGCCCCCUUUAUGAUUAUCACAUUUGUUUGCAGAGGAAUAGAGCGCAUUCUUGGAUUUGGGGAAAUAAAGAAGAUAAAAGAGACGCACAGAUUGUCCAAUAAGAUCAUGAAACUUUGUAUCAGACAUAUAAGCGUAGAGCACUACUUCGACGGAGGGAGGGACCCUUGGCUAACUAGAUAUGAUGAAGAUGAAGACUUAAGUUUUAUUAAUUCUUCCCAUCAAAAAAAAAGUUUUAUUAAUUCCGAUAGUGAUGUUUCGAAGGAUCAUAAACAGCCACAGGUAGACAAAGAGACACCCAUACUGUCUGCAGCAAAAAAUGGAAUCAUAGAAAUGGUUGAGCGAAUACUACGCAGGUUUCCAAUGGCUAUCCAUGACGAAACGAGCGAAGGAAAAAAUAUAGUAAUGCUGGCAGCCGAGUACAGACAAACACAAGUAUAUGAGCUAUUCUGCAAGAGACAUUUACGGAUAGAGAGUAUGUUUCAUAAACUGGAUAACCGCGGGAAUAGCACAUUACACCUUGCAGCCAAACAAAUAGAGCUGACGACGGGCCUAAUUCCUGGGGCUGCAUUGCAAAUGCAAUGGGAGAUCAAGUGGUAUGAGCACAUAAUGAAGUCCAUGCCACGAGGCUUCCUUCAUCUCCCCAACAAAGAUGGCAAAACUCCAGGGGACGUUUUCAUGGAUACGCAUAAACUUCUUGUCGAAGAGGGUGGGAAGUGGCUAAGUGACACAUCGAAUGCAUGCUCAAUUGUAGCAGGUCUCUUUGUCACUGUUGCCUUUAACAUGUCAACCACCGUCCCUGGUGAGGUGGAUGAAAAAGGCAAUCCCCGCCUCGAAAAACAACUGGCAUUUAAUAUUUUCGCCAUCUCAUCCUAUAUAUCCUUCUAUUCUUCACUGUUAGCGAUGAUCAUGUUCCUUGCAAUCCUCACUUCCGGGAACAAAGAAAGCAGUUUUCGUAGCACCCUACCAAUGAAGCUUUUGUUGGCUUUAACAGCAUUCUAUGUGUCUAUAGCAUCUACCGCGAUAUGUUUUUCUGCAGCACACUUCUUCAUUCUAAGACAAAAUCUGAAAUCUGCAGCUUUUCCAGCAUAUUCAUGGGCAGUGCUGCUGCUAAUAUGCUUUGCUAUAUCAGGGUUUCCACUAUACUUUCAUUUGACAUGGGCUAUCUUCAAAAGAGUGCCACAUCAUCACCAAAUGAUAACUCCAGCUGGUUUUCAUAUUAAACAUUAAGUAAAAAUUAAUGUUCCUUCCUAUCUUAUUCAAGACCUAGUACUGAUGAGUCAGAUUUAAUAUCGAUAUAAGUCAUUUAUUUAUUUCCUAUGAUAAUCAACUUGU
Quercus robur (English oak) is the source of this 1381-nucleotide messenger RNA. RefSeq lists its product as uncharacterized. The transcript has 3 exons. The record is from RefSeq and is a predicted model, not a curated record. Bases 59 to 1276 code for a protein of 405 amino acids. Lineage: Eukaryota; Viridiplantae; Streptophyta; Magnoliopsida; Fagales; Fagaceae.